Molecule: messenger RNA, 7803 nt
Organism: Perca fluviatilis (European perch)
Lineage: Eukaryota; Metazoa; Chordata; Actinopteri; Perciformes; Percidae
Product: junctional protein associated with coronary artery disease
Exons: 3
Coding region: 270-4565 (1431 amino acids)
Biological process (GO): positive regulation of blood vessel endothelial cell proliferation involved in sprouting angiogenesis
Cellular component (GO): adherens junction; ruffle membrane
Source: RefSeq, a predicted model, not a curated record
AACUUUGAAAAUAGCACAUGCUAAAAAAAAUACAUUAACGUACCUGGAAAGGUAACAUCAACAACAACAUCUGUAUUUUCUGACAUCUGCUAGCGUGUUGAAAAUGACAAAUCCUCGAUUUAGGUGCAUGCAGAAAUAAUCUGUUCUCUUCCCUUCCCUUAGUGAUGGCCUCUGCUGAGCAAACGUGCUCCAGCUUCUACCAGCAUCACUGCGCAUAAGGAAACACACCCACCUUUGCCCUCCUGCCCAGAAGUGAGCGAGACACCACCAUGUACAGUGUGGAAGACCUCCUCAUUUCGCACGGAUAUAAAUUGCCGAAGAGCGGCCCUCCAUCUGCCACGCCUUUUGACAAACGCCCUGCUGAUUGCCAGCGUGAACUUGUGGACAACAGGGCUGUCCGGGGGACACUGAACGGGUAUGAGGCGGGCCGGGGGGCAUCUAUCACAGGCAUCUAUGGCAGCAGGCAGGCACUGGUGAAGGGCUACCCCGCCACUGACAACGAGAGCGGGGAAAGGAUCCUAAGGAGAAAAGAAAUCGGCAUCGGUAUCCUAGGUGACGCUCAGCCCUUGGGUGAUUCUCUCGCCACAGAUAGUGGGUUCUACGAUGUUCCCAGUUUGACAUAUUCAGAGCCGCUAUGCCAUGAUGAGAGGGAUGUCUCCUACUGGCGGAGGCGAGGCCAGGACUUCAGCAUCCUCCUGGACUAUGCUGAUGGCAGGGAGCUGAGGGCCUCUGCAGGCGCAUGGAGGCCACAGGCCCUGAUUGCAGCAGAGGAACACAGAGCAGAGAGGCAAGCGCAGCAGUUAUGGGAGGACAUUUCCUGGCUAAGGGACUUGGAUGCAGCCCCUGGUCAACUAAGGGUGACUGGGGAGAGGAAGUGCCAGAGCCUCGGUACAGAGGAGUGGAGGCCUGCUGUGGGCCUGGGAAGGCAGCUGUCGGAUGGGGACGGUGACAGGUGGGCUCAGGACCAGUACCGCCUGAGGACACCUGAGGGUUUUUUUCACCCUAGAACUAAAGCAAAGUCUCAGUCUCUCCCCAGAGUUUUGUCACCUGAUGAAAUUGCCAGCAGAGAGUUCAUUCCAUCCAGGCCUAGCUUACCUGAUAGACAACAGAGGAUAAGCAGCACUGUCUUCUCUGGGCCCUAUAGUAGGUAUAUCUAUAGUGGUGCUGUUGUCAGGGACCGGUGGGGUAGGAAUGCAGGGCCAAGCAGCCAUGUUGCACUUUUACCAAAGCCCAGGUUCAGCAGGCCUUUAAAGCCUCCGUCAUAUGAGAUUCACCAGCAGACUAGAGGUAGCGCAGAAAUGCUUGCUAUAGACCAGGGUGCCAAACAAAAAGAAAGGCCUAUCUACUAUCCAAGGGGUGGGGAGCUGAGACAAGACUAUUUCGCACAACACUCUGCCAUUUCUGGAAUGGAGCCACCUGGCUACAUCCCACCCCCAUCUUAUAGAAGAGGCCCACCUCCAAGAUCAGUUUCAGUCAACCGCAAUGAAAUGGCAAACCUAAGAUGGAGGGCUGAAGCUCUGCAGAUGCCCAGCUCAGAUCCUGGAAGGUGGUUUUACAGACAGGCAGGUUCAUGGCUGGAACACUAUGGAGAUCGUGGUGCAUCCUAUCGAAAACAGGUACAUUCUGGAUAUGAAGAACAACCAGGUCAUGCCCGUCAAUUACCCUCUGGACUUGAAGAACAACCAGGUCAUGCCCGUCAAUUACCAACUGAAGACCCAAGAGUGAAGCAAAUCUCAGGAGGGCCUAGCGGAAAUUCUCUCACUGACUCAGACAAGAUCCGUAACAUCAACAAAGAGAUUCCGUCUGCUACGAUUUUAGGACAAUCUACACAUGAUAGUGCCUUUCCUCCUCAACAGGGGUCAUCUCUCAAUACCGACAGCCGCAAAACAUCUCUCAAUGACAACGACAGCAGCAAUCGAUGGUGCAACAGGGGAUUAAACAAAAAAAGUGACAGUGUAGGUCCUGAACAAAACCGUAGUCAGUUUUUUCCUUCAUCUAUUCUGGGUAAACCACCACCUCCCCCAUGCAAGUCGGCUGACCAGAGCGUCUCUGAAACUGUGACAGAAGUAAAAAAGGUGGAACAACCUGAACCACCAGAGAAGGACAAAUCCAAGAAUCUAAAAAAGAGACUCAGUGAGACAAUUUUUUGUUUGGUGUCUGUACCAGUUACUCCGCAGCUCAGCGGGAUAAUCCGUGAUCAGAAUAACAACAAUGAGAAGUCACCAGACCCGGCGGACAGUCCAAGUGACAACAAAACUGGCCAUUUAACAAACCAAAGUCUCCAAAGCACAUCUUCAGCUGAAGCUGAGCUGCAAGCACUAACUGGUAGCAUAGCGAGCAGCAAAACAAGCAGUAGAGCGAGCAGCAAAAUGUUUAAAAGAGUACCCUGUAGACCACCUAAAAUAAACCAUUACAAGGAGAUGAAACUGUCGGGAUCCUGGCCUGCAAACCAGUAUCGAGACCAGGAGACACAAACUAGCCCAGAGGCCCAAAAACCUGCCUCUGAAAACAAGGAAGCACAACAAGACCCUGUCCCUCCCGGCACUGAAGUCCCUCCUGAUAGCAGCGGUGUAGUGGGCACCGCCUUCAGUUUUCCUAUAAAGGGAGUAAAGAGCCUGAAAUUGUCAAGCAACAGCGCCUUCUCCCUGACCGCCACCUUCUCCAACCAGCUGAAUAAGAGCACAGCUCAGCAGCCAGCAGUACCACCCUCAGGAAAUGUGGAGGAGACCAAACCAGCAGCAAAUAGUGGGCAGGAGGUAUUCGAACAGUUUCUGCUGAAACCGGCCAGCCAGCGUCCAUGGGAUGCUGUGAAAGAGCUGGAGACUAUCAAAAAAGAAGUCCAGGAUCAACAGCAGCAGCAGAGCAGCAAACAGCCCAGUGUUGAUAAGUGCAUAGAGGACCUCAACGAGGCCUACAAAGACAUAUUGGAGCUAGGCACUGCCAGCAAUAAAGUCCCAAAUGGUUCUGUUCAAAUCCCUGAGCGUAUCAAAAUCCGAUUAACAUCAGAACCUCUCAACAAGCCCAGCAGCCUUAGGCGCAGUGCAGUAAGCUGGUCUGUUGACCCAGAAUACAGGGAAGUCAAGAGCGCCUUCUCCAGGCCUGCAACAAAGUCGGUAACCUUCAGCAAGCAGCUUAGGGAGGAGCUCCCUGUCCCACCUCGGGAGCCAGGCUUCAGAGAAUACAGGGUUGUUUCACAUCUUUCGCGCAGACGGAGCAACGAUGGCAGGACAGUGAAACUAGACCUGCCAGAUGAGCCUAUUGAGACACCACUUUGUGACUUCAGUCCAACAACGCGCACCGCAGCAGCUGAAAUGCCAUGGGCAGAUAGACAGCCCAUGCAGGAUGCUUCUACGCUCACUAGUCCUCCUGAUUAUGAGGACAUAUGCCAGACUUUGCGUCAGCCUAAAGACGCAACGGAUGUCAAUAAAGCAUCCACGGGCAGUUUUAAACCUAAUGACGCAGAGACUCUUCAAGAUCGCAGUGCUGAAUCAGAGGAGGAGUGCCCUAUUUGUAAAAGAGAGCUUGAGAAUCAGAUGAGACAGGGCCCAUUGCCUCCACUUCAUGAGGAGAACAGCUCGGACAGCUCGACCAAUCAAAAUGGCAGUCCACCACAACGUGUUGCGUUAGAAAGUCCAGCAGAAUAUAUAAAAACAGAGGAGCCAAAUGACUCAAGUUUGAAUCAGUCAGGGUCUGACCUGUGUGCUGAAACAAGGGAGCCGCAUUCAAUGACACAGGAAAAUGUGGGAGGGGGUGAAACAACGGGCAAUGUUCCGGCAGAAAACUUGGAUAAUUUAUGCGCAGUUAAUCCUGCCGAAAAAAUACCAGUGAAUGGAGCUACAGAGGAGAGCACAUCCACAAUAUCAGCAAAUGAUGUGCCAGCAGACCCCCAAGUCACAGAGGAGCACAGUGUUAGUGAAACAAUAACUAAGGAAGUAGAAUUAGGAGCGAAGGAAGCCAUUACAAGAGAAACACCUCAGGGUGGUGCAGACAAACAAACUGCUGAAGUGAAAAGUGAGUGUGAGGGACAAGACAGUACAAUGCCUGAUGACAAGCAGGAGCAAGAAAAGAAGCCAUUUGCUGUUCCAGAGCAUAGACUUGGUUUACGGACUCAUUUGGGGCGAGACCACCCAGGGUUGCCAGAGUUUCCGCCAGAUAGACUGCCACUUUCAGUUCCCCCAAACCUAGACCGCAGGCUGUCUCUUAGCUUGGAGGGGGAGAGGAGGAGCAAGGGCCCCUCCCACCGAAUGGAAGCCUUGCAGACCAAGCUGGCUAUUUCUCCAGGUCGUGUGGCAGUUGAGCGCCUGGCCCGGAUGAGGGAGGUGGACGUUAUGUAUCGCAUGAGGCGCCUCAGCAUUAGGAGUACUGACUCUGGGGAGGGGGAGGCAGAGGGAGACGGCAAGGACGAACAAGAGGAGGAGCCCCACCCUUCUCCUCAGAGAGACACACAGAACGAUCAAGAUCAAGAGAUCACCCAUUCACAGCAGGUCUCUGAGGAGACAGUGUUGCAAGAUGAGGAGUCAUCUCUUUCAGAACCCCAUGAUCCAAGCAGAGUGGUGAAAGUGUAGAAAGACUGCGUCCAUCAUCUCCAUCUGAGGUUUUUAGCUCUAACACUGUGACCUGGCUGCCUACUAGAAUGCCUUCAUCUCAUCUUGACACUGAAAUGGCCUUCUUGUCCGACAAGAGCAUUGUGUACACCCUCACCCUCGGCGCUGCGUUGACUACUAAGAGUGCUGUUCCACUGCCAAAGGGAGGUGCCCCUUUAACUUUUGGGGCAACUUCCACCUCGAAUCCCUCCCCAGCCUUCCCAAACUGACUUCCCACUACCCCAUCUUUCCUCCAUCCCCAAGCCCAUCCCCUUAGGGGGUUUCAACUAGUUAGUCUUCUUGUAGCGGCUUGUCCUUUCUCUUCUAUCCUCCCUAUGCUUUUUUCAUUGGCAGACAUUAUGCAAUUCUGUUGUGCAUUCUAGAACUUUUAAAAUGUCCAUAGUGAAUACAGUCAAGACAUUUUUCGCAUACUGAACGAAUCUGUUUGUUUACGAGCGAGCUGUUAAGGAUAUGAAUGUAAGCGUUUAUGUUUAACCUAACGUAGACUAAGAAGGGUUAUUGACACAAACCUGUUCUGUUGCAUUUAAACCACACCAAAAUAAACUGCGUAUCUGAUUGUCGUGGUGAGGCGACAGCUGUUUUAGAACUGGACAUCACUGUCUCUGGCUCAAGAACUGUUUUGAUUAUUUUUUUUAGAUGAGAUAAAUAAGCCUUUCUUUUUUUUAUUUAACGACAUUGUGCCCUGUCUCAUUGCUUUUGUACACACUGCAACCAUAACAUAUAGAGCUCUUCAAUGAAGAGUGACUCUACACCACGUGACAUGAUAGACCAGUGACCUAUUAUACGUUACAUUGGUUCUACGCUGGACAGGGGGAAUUGCCUUCUUUAACUAGAUGUGUGUUAGUCCUCUGAUCAAUCCGAUGUAUAGCUCCCAUUUCCAGGUAAUUUCAGGAAGCAAUAAAGGCACGGAUUGAGUAUAAUUGUUGGUUGGCAUAUUUGAUAAACUUUAAAGAUGGAUGUAGGGAUAUAGAACAAAAAAAGAUAGGUAGAGCAAUAUUGUUGUACAAACAGCUCAGUGGUGUAGUGGAGCUACCUGUAGGAACCAUUGUCAGGAGUUUCAAUGUGAACGUGUCAUUCAAAUCAUAUUACAGGGAUAUGGAAUCGUGUCAGGGUAUAUGGGCGCUUAACAGGGGGUGGGUGCUGCUUUACUUCAUGAUAUAUGUUCAUACAUCGGUAUUGCAAAGAGACAACAUUUCACGGAAAAUUUAUUUUUGUUAUCAUUGAAUUGUUAAUCAGUUUGCAUAAUGUACAAAAUAAAGUAUAUUUUAAAUAUUUUAAGAGAUAUUUUGUAUUUAACCAUGACAUUUUAUUGCUCAACACUUAUAUCAAGCUCAAAGUAUCAUAUGUCUGUAUAGUAUCAUAAUGAGAGUAUACAUAAUUUUCUAGUGCUUUAAAAUCUAACAGAGUGAUAUAAGAAGGGAUGGCCCUGUGGUAUGCCUUGAUCACACGAUUCGGUUUCAGUGAGCGAUAGGGUUCAUCAUUGCCAGUGUUGUGAUGGAAACUUUUUGAUUGUGCCAUGAUAUCCUAUUUGAUAGUGCUUUUUCAUAUGCUGACAGAGUCAAUGUUAGACGCUCCUUGUGAUAAUUGAUACAUUAAUCCAUCUCAGCUGUAUUUCCUAUGUCGGUGUCUUAUUUUUGUCUUUGUAUGUCUUCCAAUUCAAAUCAUGUAUUGUUCUGUUGUUGGUUCCUCAAAACAUGUUUAGAAAUAAAAUUGGGAACUUUCUUUCUUUUCCUUCCUUCCACCCUCCCUUUCUUCUUCUCCUUCUACUCCUAAGUUCCUCUAUUCUGUCUUUGUUUCUUUCAUUGCAAAGCGUGUUCAUUUUGUGUAAAAUGUUCUGCUGUCCCCAACACUUGCACUAAAGGAUACAAUGCAGUAUGCUAUUUUUGGCUAAAAACCACGAAUUUGCAAAAACUAUGAAAAGAGAGUUUUUUUUUAAAAACAGGGGAUUUUAAUACAUUUAAAAUCAUAUCUCAAAACCUUAAUAAUGAUUUAAAAAAUCGUCUUAUUGAUAAAAACAUGUUUGCAGUUACGUGAUUUUUCCCACAACAGCAGUGCUGCAUUGAUGUAACGCAUCAAAAGAUUUGUAGUAAACCAUCACUGUUUAAUCACUCACCAAGUAUCACUUAAUUGUUAUGUAGCAUUUUACAGUUGUAGCAUUUUAUCAACUCAGAACUUUGUCUAAGAACUUAAAACAUUUCUUGUAAAUUUGGAAUAAUCAUGUCGCCUUAUUAUGUGUGCAUUACAUUAUACUCCAGGCAAUGCCAAAUAUUAACCUACUAAGCACUGUUUCAUACCUUAGGUUUUUAAAAACAACUUACUGUUCUGCCAUCCCUCUGGCUGGAGAGGUACAAGUAGCAUUGUGGAUAGUUUCUGCUUUUCAUGUUGUUUUUCUGUAGAAACACUGAAUCAAAACUGUGAACUUCAAAUAACACAAAAAGCAUAAUUUCAAAAAGUACAGGAUGAGAUUCAGUGUUUCAAGACAAGCCCAUGGUCAGCACCACAGGGAGGAUAAGCUGGCACGUCCAUAAUUACUGACACAUCUCAUUUUCAAUUCAUUUUGGAGACUGAAAGGCUUUGCCUCUGUCUUGUGUGUAAACUGCCCCUGAUGACAUUUAAAUAGCUAUUUCAGUACAUACGCCCCCGAAUAAUUGGCAUGUCAGGUACACUUUAACAUAGUGUCAUUUGACCUUUUGUACUGCAGGUUAUGUGCAACAUGAAGUAAUUAUGCACACUUGUAAUAUUUUCUAUUUUCAUAUGAGAUUUAAGUGCUUUUUGUACUCACUGACAUCUUUUUUUCUUCCUUGCAUGAAAUGCAAGAAAGGAAGGAAAAAAAUGUUUUUCAUAAAGUAUUGCAUUUGGUACUCCAAUAGUAAAUCCAGUGGGCAAACAUUAUGUUUCAUAAUUUAAUUUACAAACUAUGCCAAGUAUUAAAAAGCUAUUUUUAGAGUAAUUCAAAAGAGAACUCAUUCAUUUUUUUCCUUUAAGACAUACCUUUAUCUUUGUAUCUAUAAAUAUGAGCAUAAUCCAUAGUCAUAUGAUUGUGCUACUGUUGUAUGAUACUGCAGUCUGAUUCAUAAAUAAACUCUUUGCAUGAAAGUUGUGUUUGUGAUCAAUUGCCGAGGGGCCAUCUACGGGAUUUAUUUCAUGUACUGUAUAAGGUUUACAUAUCCACUGGGGAAAAUAAUACUUUUUUUGUUCU